Molecule: messenger RNA, 660 nt
Organism: Cucumis melo (muskmelon)
Lineage: Eukaryota; Viridiplantae; Streptophyta; Magnoliopsida; Cucurbitales; Cucurbitaceae
Product: agamous-like MADS-box protein AGL80
Exons: 1
Coding region: 1-660 (219 amino acids)
Biological process (GO): positive regulation of transcription by RNA polymerase II
Molecular function (GO): protein dimerization activity; RNA polymerase II cis-regulatory region sequence-specific DNA binding; DNA-binding transcription factor activity, RNA polymerase II-specific
Source: RefSeq, a predicted model, not a curated record
AUGACAAGAAAGAAGGUGAAACUUGCAUACAUUACAAAUGAUGCAUCAAGAAAAGCCACAUUCAAGAAAAGGAAAAAGGGUUUAUUGAAGAAGCUGGCUGAGCUUACCACUCUAUGUGGGAUUGAGGCAUGUGCCAUAAUCUUCAAUCCCUCCAAUUCACAACCUGACCUUUGGCCCUCCACUUUAGGCCUCCAAAAGGUUCUCUCUAAGUUCAAAAGUCUACCAGAGAUGGAGCAAUGCAAGAAGAUGGUCAACCAAGAGACCUUCCUUCGUGAUCGUAUCGCGAAAGCUGCUGACCAACUCAAGAAGCUACAAAGGGAGAAUCGUGAGAAGGAGAUCACUCGACUCAUGUUUCAAAGUCUCGUUGCUGGAGCAACCCCACCUCCAGAUCUCAAUGUCAUCGAUUUGAAUGACCUUGGUUGGCUAGUUGAUCAAAAAAUGGCUGAUAUUGGUAAGAGAAUGGAAUCACUUACAGUAAACCGAUCGUCGUCACAUGUGGCGACAAAUGAGCCGUCGUGGUUUAUGGAGAUGGUGAAUCAAGGAGGUAAUGAUGAAGAUCAUAUGGGAUUCAAUAUUGGGGAUGAUGUGAUUCAACUUCCUAGCUUUGGGGAGUAUGAUAAUCAUGGUACUUUUUGGUCAAAUAAUGUCAUUUUCCCUUGA